ACCGUCAUAAGAGCAGAUACCCCACAAGCUCGUCCAGUCACACAUGCGUCUUUCCGCUUUGCUCCUGUCGCAUGACUCUUCGUUUAGUUUGUCUUCUUGCGAGAGAGCAUUUUGAGUAAGACGUUCGCGCACGAGACGCAGCGGGAACAGCCGAUACAAGCCGAAAAGAUGGAAAUAAAUGGUAUCGCUGUAAAGCAAGGCAUGGAGGGGGAUGAGGACCUCAGUUUCCUGCUGACGGGGGGAGAGCUCCUGAAGGUGCGAUCCAACUCCUGGAAGAAGAGCCGUUUCUUCAAGCUGCAGGAGGACUGCAAGACCGUGUGGCACGAGUCACGCAAGAGCAGGAGGAGCAAUCAGACGUUCUCCAUUGACGAUAUCGCAGAGGUGCGGCCCGGACGGCGUACCGAGGAGCUCCAGAAGUACACGGAGGAGCCAGCGGAAGGCCGCUGCUUCUCGAUCGUCUUCAAGGGUCGUCGAAAGAACCUGGACCUCGUGGCAGGCACUGAGGAGGAGGCUACCAAGUGGGUGAGCAGCCUGGAGAAGGUCAUCAACAACGUGCGCAAUCUCAACUCUCAGCAGCAGACUGAGCACUGGAUCUUCAAUUGCAUGCGCAAGGCAGACCAGAAUUCCGACAACAAGAUGAGCCUGAAAGAGCUGAAGCGCUUCUUGCUUGAGAUCAACAUUGAGGUUGAUGACACCUACGCAGAAAUGCUUUUCGAGAAAUGUGACAAAUCCAAGUCAGGAUACCUGGAGGGCUCUGAAAUCGAAGAUUUCUACAAGCUACUGACCUCCCGGGAGGAGAUAGAUGUCAUUUACGGGAAGUACGCCCAGACUGGAGGCCAGAUGACCACCAGGGACCUUCUUCAUUUCCUGCUUCAAGAGCAACGAGAAUCUGUCUCCCUAGAAGAUGCCCAGAAACUCAUAGAGAAGUAUGAGGUUGACGACAUAGCUAAAGAGAAGCAACACAUGACCAAAGACGGAUUCUUGAUGUAUUUGAACCAGCCGGAGGGUAUGAUCUUAAACCCUGCCCACAAGGAUGUUUACCAGGACAUGACCAGACCCCUGAGUCAUUACUUCAUCUCCUCCUCCCACAACACCUACCUAAUGGAAGACCAGCUCAAAGGGCCCAGCAGCACAGAGGCCUACAUACGGGCUCUAACAAAGAGCUGCCGUUGCGUGGAGUUGGACUGCUGGGACGGCAGUGAAGGCGAGCCUGUUAUUUACCACGGAUAUACGCUCACCAGCAAGAUCCUCUUCAAAGAUGUCAUCAAAGCUAUUAAAGAAUACGCCUUCAAGACUUCCGAGUAUCCGGUAAUCCUGUCCCUGGAGAAUCACUGCAGCAUGGAACAACAGAAGAUCAUGGCCGAACACUUGACUUCCAUUCUAGGUGACGCUCUGCUCACCAAGCCUCUGGGAGACCAGGUUCCCACCACCUUCCCAGCACUGGAGGAGCUGAAGGGCCGCUUCCUGAUAAAGGGGAAGAAGCUGAACAGCCUGGAGGACGCUUUCGCCGGUAAUGCAGCAGGCGAGGAGACCGUGUCUGAGGACGACGAAGCCGCAGACAUACUGACAGACGAAGAGAAGAAAGAGAAGGAGUCGAAGCUGAAGCUGGCAAAGGAACUCUCAGACCUCGUCAUCUACUGCAAGAGCGUGCAUUUCCACGGGUUCGACCACGCCAGGGACAAUCAGGCUUUUUAUGAGAUGUGCUCCUUCAAGGAGAGCAAAGCUGAGAAGCUGGCUGGAGAUUCAGCAAAUGAAUUCAUUCACCACAACGUGAACAAGCUCAGCAGAGUCUAUCCAUCAGGCUCAAGAACUGACUCCUCCAACUAUAACCCCGUUCCUCUGUGGGUUGCUGGCUGCCAGACAGUGGCCUUGAACUUCCAGACACCCUCUGCUGAGAUGGACCUUAACCAAGGGUUGUUCUUGCCCAAUGGAAAGACUGGCUACAUCCUCAAACCAACCUAUCUGCGGGACGAAGCGUCAGAGUUCGACCCCAUCACGCUCACAAGGGGACCCUGGCUGCAGCACAAGACCCUCCAUGUCAUGAUCAUCUCAGCUCAGCAGUUGCCCAAGCUCGGCAAGAAGGAGUCAUCCAUCGUCGACCCCCUUGUGAAGGUGGAGAUUUAUGGUGUGCAGCAGGAUGUGGCCAGCAAACAAACGCAUCACAUCGACAACAAUGGUUUCUCCCCCAUGUGGAACGAGAACUUCCAGUUUGACAUUUGUGUGCCUGAACUGGCCCUGGUGCGCUUUGUGGUAGAGGACUAUGAUGCUGUUACUCAGAACGACCUCAUUGGACAGUACACCGUGCCCUUCUCCAGUUUACAGAAUGGAUACCGACACGUGCCCCUGCUCAACAACAGCGGCGACAUCAUUCCCUCAGCCAGACUCUUUGUGCACAUCAUGGCCGUGGAUGGCGACUAGGCCCCGUCCACAGAGUCCCUUGUCUACGCGGUGUCUGAAGCGGCAGCCCAUUAAGCUUUAGUCAUACUGGACACGUUUUCUCUGUCGUUUUCCAGAAGUAAAAGGCAGCGUAAUAAUUUCUGUAGAAAACCUUGUUUAUCAUUUUUAUAUUUCUAAACUGGGGGUAUGAAAGAAUAUCCACAUUUGAAUAAUAAUUUCAAAGAGUAGCCUCUUUGAACAAUGAGAAUACAAGUUACAGGAAGCAGAUGAAGUCCUAGUAUCUGACAAGUUAGCACAUUAACACUAUGCAUUACCAUUUCUGGAUGCACACAGGAAAUACAGAUUUUACUGGAAAAUCACAUUACUGUUGAUCAUUUAUUCCGAUGCAUUAUACAGAUCCCAUUUUUCCAAAUUUCUUAAUGUUCACAAAUCUUCUGUGUAUUAUCAGUGUUGUUAAAAAAAGGAUAUUUAAAUGAUACUUAACUUGCGAUAUGCACUAUUUCUACUAAUAUUUUAGUGGGUUGUGUGUUAAAGGGGCCUCAACUCCUUCAGUACAGGAUGGAGGCAGUCUACAUUCAAAGAGUAUGGAUUGAUCUGUCCUGCUUUUGAAUAUUGCCUAUUCAUGAGUCAAUUUAUUUAGCCUGCAUAAAUGUAUUUAUCUGUAUUGAUGUACUUGAUCUACAGCAAUAAUGUACAGACCCUUUAAAUGAAUGACGCAAUCACUGGUCUUACCCACUGGGAGCAGACUUCAAAGCCCCAUGCAUUUCUGCGGUGUGGUUAACCUGGGAUAAAACAGGACUAGAUCCCCAUUGAACGAGUCUAGCUACUCAAUCGGGAAAUCAGCGAUUGAAAAAUCCAGCUCAUCUAGAAUCAAGGGCUCUGCAAAAUGUAGCCCAGAUAUCCAAUUCAGCAGAGUCACCUUGGUCACCCAUUUCACAUUCUUUCUACUGUGUGCACCCUCUCCUAUAUAUAGUACAUGUAUUGUUUUCUGAAAUAAACUGAUUUUGUAAGAAUAAAA
Messenger RNA from Brienomyrus brachyistius, 3415 nucleotides. RefSeq names its product 1-phosphatidylinositol 4,5-bisphosphate phosphodiesterase delta-1-like. Lineage: Eukaryota; Metazoa; Chordata; Actinopteri; Osteoglossiformes; Mormyridae. The record is from RefSeq and is a predicted model, not a curated record. The coding region runs from base 169 to 2418 and encodes 749 amino acids. Gene Ontology annotation, molecular function: calcium ion binding; phosphatidylinositol-4,5-bisphosphate phospholipase C activity. The transcript has 15 exons. Gene Ontology annotation, biological process: phosphatidylinositol-mediated signaling; lipid metabolic process.